Molecule: messenger RNA, 1165 nt
Organism: Stegastes partitus (bicolor damselfish)
Lineage: Eukaryota; Metazoa; Chordata; Actinopteri; Pomacentridae
Gene: ela3l
Product: elastase 3 like
Exons: 8
Coding region: 39-848 (269 amino acids)
Biological process (GO): proteolysis
Molecular function (GO): serine-type endopeptidase activity
Source: RefSeq, a predicted model, not a curated record
GUGUGUCCUGCUGUCCCUCAGCAGAAGCAUCAAUCAACAUGAUCCCCAUUGUGCUGGCCUCAGUGCUCAUUGCUAGCGCCCUUGGGUGCGGCAACCCACCUAUUUCUCCCUUGACCACCCGUGUGGUCAACGGACAGGAUGCCAAGCCCCACAGCUGGCCCUGGCAGAUCUCUCUGCAGUAUGAGAGGGACGGUGUGUACAGGCACACUUGUGGGGGAUCUCUGAUUGCUGCCAACUGGGUCAUGACUGCUGCUCACUGCAUCAACGACCAGUUCUCCUACAGGGUGUUUGUGGGAAAACACAACCUGGUUGAGGACGAGUCUACCUCUAAGGCGAUCGUGCCUGAGAAGAUUAUUGUCCAUGAGAAAUGGAACCCUAUCUUUGUGGCCUUCGGUAACGACAUUGCCCUGAUCAAGCUGUCAGAGUCUGUGACUUUGAGCGACCAGGUGCAGUUGGCAUGUCUCCCUCCUGCUGGCACUGUGCUGUCCAACCUUUACCCCUGCUACAUCACUGGAUGGGGCAGACUGUACACCGGAGGCCCCAUAGCUGAUAAGCUGCAGCAGGCUUUGAUGCCUGUGGCUGACCAUGCCACCUGCUCCCAGUCUGACUGGUGGGGUAUUGCUGUCAGGGACACCAUGGUGUGUGCCGGCGGGGAUGGAAUUGUGGCCGGAUGUAACGGUGACUCUGGUGGCCCUCUGAACUGUCAGAACAGCGACGGUGCCUGGGAGGUCCAUGGUAUUGCCAGCUUUGUCUCUGGCCUUGGCUGCAACUAUGUGAAGAAACCCACUGUCUUCACCAGAGUGUCUGCUUUCAAUGACUGGAUCGACCAGGUUAUGAUGAGCAACUAAAGAAGAGGACGUAUCAAUAAAAAGACUCACUAAACUAUAAUUAUGAUAUGUGCGUUUCAAUGCUCAGCAAAUCAUUGCAAACUCAGAUGUGACAAACCCUCUCUUGUGCCUCAUUCAGCCACAUCACAGUGACUGGUUCCCCCACCCCCUGAAGGUUUGCCAGAAAUUGAAAAAAUGUCAACAACUGUCCAGCAGGUGUCCUCAUACACUCGUGAUAGAAAAUUGGUUGUGACAGCUUUUCAAAGCAGGGUACUGUGCACAAUUUCCAAUGUUCCUGCCUGAACAACAGCUUCAAUAAACAGAUGUGAUUCCCUUCA